UUCUAGUCCAUUCCGCGCCACACCACUAGGGGGUGCUGGUGAGAAUUACAGCUCUGAUUGCAGGACUGUGGAAGAAGUGUGCGCUCCAGAAGCACAUGUGAGAGUUUACAGUGAGACCUACAGGAAGCAGUGAAGAUGACGUCAUUAGCGCACCAGUUGAAGCGGCUGGCUUUGCCGCAGAGUGACCCGAGUCUGCUGAGCCGGAGCCGGGUCGCCUCGGUCCUCUUUAACCCUAAAGAUGCUGCCAGCAUGGACAGAAGCACGAUCUAUGCCCUGGGUUGUACAGGGCUCGAUGAGCUGCUGGGUAUUGAGCCAGCGUUCGCAGAGUUUCAGGAAACGCUCUUCAGUCAGGCUUGUAAGCUUGAGCGCAGUGUGCAGUCCAAGGAGGUUAACCAGAAACUAGACAAGGACAUCUCGCUGUUCCUCACUCGUCUGUCUCCAUACUUCCUGCUCAAGCCUGCACUCAAGUGUCUGGAGUGGCUCGUUCACAGGUUCCACAUUCACUUGUACAACCAGGACAGUCUGAUUGCUUGCGUGUUGCCGUUUCACGAGACCAAAGUGUUUGUACGAGUCAUUCAGCUUUUGAAGAUCCCGGAUCCCACACACAGGUGGCACUGGCUACAUGCGCUACAGAAACCUGGAGUACCUUUGGCAAGAGGGACUCUCCUGACUCACUGUUAUAAAGAUCUAGGUUUCAUGGAUUUCAUCUGCACCCUGGUGACAAAGUCGGUUGAGGCCUAUGCACAGUCUGUUCACGACGGAAAAUGUGCACAGCUGCGAGUGAUUUUUUCCUUUUAUUCGGCGACCAUUGUUCCCUCACUGGAGGCAGUGGAGAAAGUCACGGAUUCUAUCAUAGCGAAGUUACUUCCUUAUCUACAACUGGGCCUGAAAUCUGAGCUUUUGGAUUACAAAGCUGCAACAUAUAUGAUUGUGUGCCAGCUUGCGGUGAAGGUUGUGAUGCAGCCAGAGCUGCUGGACUCACUGGCACGACAAGUGAGUAGGUCAGUGACUAGAGCUCCAGUGCUGACGUCUGAAGGCUUGUCGUGCCUCAUUAUCCUCCUCCAGAACCAGAAGAAAAGUGUCAUCGGACAAAAGACAUUUCAGUACCUCUGUGAAGUUCCCUCUCUGGUGUCCACCUUGCAGUGUAUUGCAGCCUCCUAUGAUAUCAGUCCUUUGCUGCACUACUUCCUGCCAAAGCUCACUAAUGUGGUCAUCACACAAAAUGAUGACCUGGGAAACGAAGACUCGCAAGGAGCUUCAUACUGCCGCCUUCUGAAAUCAGUCAUUGAGAACCUUCCCUUGAGCACCGACUUGGCGAACACGGUGGCACGACUUCUCCUUGAGGGAUACAUGUGCUGUGGGGCAGAGCUCAGAUCAGACAAGCUCUCCUCUUUUAAUCAGAAGGUCCAAGGGGUUGUCAGGCUCUUUGAGAACAAGUAUCCUGGAGCUCUGGAUGCAGUCCUGGUGGGUUGUGUGGGUGAGAUGGGCUCAGCUCAGCAGAAGAACCUCCUCCAUCAGUUCCUCUCACUUACCUUGUGCUGUGGCAAGCACCAGUUUCUGGCAAACUCGGACACCUCUCUGAUCCUCAGUCUUAAACACCCCGUGUCUUCUGUGAGGACCAUGGCUAUAGAAUACAUGAAAGAGAUUCUCACCUCCGGACAGGAGGGCUUUGAUGAGGCAUUCCUGAAGGAUGCUUUGCUUGAGAGGUUGAAGGAUGAUGUGCCUGAUGUCGUGCUGUCAGCUCUGUCGGCAAUGCGGCUGUAUCUCGGACGCAUGGAUUUAGAGGACACGAUUCCUUGUUUGAUUUCUCUUCUACACCGCGUCCAGCCGUCGGAUUCUGAGCACUGGAACUCAGUAUUAAAGGAGGCGGUUCGAGUACUUGAUGACCUGCCCAUCAGGGAUGCGAACUCUGAUCUCAGAGCCCAAAUUAGCUGCGAGCUGUUACCCUUCCUGCUAAUAACAAAUCCAGCACCUGAGUCAGCAGAACUGAAACUGGCAUUGUGUGUCGCUGAGACGCAUCUUCUAUCCCAGCAUCCGCUCACCCAGGGCUGGGUCGAAGUGUUACAGGGGGUGCUGAAGAAAACUUCAUCUUCAGAUGUUAUCCGAGUGGCCAAUCAGAUGCUCAUCAGCACUCUGACUAAAAACCUGGCCCGCAUGGAUCCGUCCACUAAACGCAAUGCUAUCGAGCGUGUGUGUGCGUUGCUGGCCAAGCAGGGUUCUGGAGAGCGAGAGAGGGCAGCGUUCGUGGUGUUGAUUUGUGCUCUUCUCCAGACUCUGGAUUCUCUGAAUGAGAGCACACACCUCCACACAGCUCAGAUACUCUUCAGACUGCUCAAACCAUCACUGAGAGAACUCAACACGCUACAGACUGAGCUGUAUGUGGACCAGGACGAAACCCCUCAGGCCAUGUAUGAGGUACUUGCAGACUUUUUACUUGAAAUGCACACGGGAGAAAAUACGGAAAAGAAAUACAGCUUGUUGGUCCUCUCGCUCCUCCAACACUUCAUCAACAACCUCAAAUGUCCCGAGGCUACAUUUAAAGAUGAACUCUGGUGGAACCCUGAGAAGCUCGACAUGAAUACCUGCUGUUACCUGCAGCUGCUGUGCCACCUGUUUGACACAGCGGUGUCUGGGGCUAGUCAGGGACCCUUGACCUUCAGUUUUCGAGCCCUCUUGCAUUCCUUAUUUGAGGUCCACCUGAGUGACCCUGAGCAUCUCUUUAAGUUUCUGUCUCUGCUGUGGGGCUACAGCAGUAAUCUUAGCGACCAGUUAGAGAUCCGUGUGACAGCGUUGUUGCAGACACAGGCACUGUAUGUGGGCAAAGUUCUGCUGACCACUCUCCCCGCAAAAAAGCUCAAAGUCCUGGUCUCACCUUCUUCACCAGUGGUGCCAUCGCUCUUGGGAUGUCUGAGUUGUGCUGUGAGGGAGGUGAGGAGAGCAGCCGUGGCAGUGUUGCAACCACUUGCAGGAGUCGUCACCUCUCCAUACCACCCUGUGUUAGAGAAGCUGCUCGCAUCGGCUGAAGAGCUCAUUGCUGAUCCAGCCUACCUCACUCAGGCACUGUCUGUACUUUACGACGAAGCCGUUUCGAUGACUGGAAAGAACAAAAACAAGCUGCUCUCAGCAAUAGAGCAGCUUUUACACUGUGUGAGAUCUCCUGACUGCCCCAGCUACAUGGCCAAAGUAUUGCUGCGAGCACUGCAAGACGUAAAUGGAGAGUAUGUUUUGGCCAAUCUCCUCCCAUCCAUCGAACAUUUGAUGGAGCAGUGUGCUCCAGACACUCCAGUUUUUCUGCCAGAUGAGGCUCUGUUCCUUCAGUUGCUUCUGGGCAAGUACAACGAAGCUUCUGCUCCUCUACUUGUUCGAGAUGCUAAAAGCCUGGAGCUUUUUAUCACCGCAAUGGGCAAUUCCUCGAAACCCUACUCACACAUGGACAGUUUUCAGAUCAUUGCCAUGGAGCAGAUCACUAAGCAGUUCUUUAUGGCCCUGGGAGACGAGAACAUUCAGCAGAGGAUUCUGGGAGUGCUUUUCGAUCUGCUGGUGGACAAUAAAAACCCAACUUGCUCUCAGACCAUCAGUAGUGUCUUCAAAGGGAUUGCUGUGGAUGCAGAGUUGGUAGCAAACGAACUGAUGCCUAUUGACAAGCCAAAAAUAUCAGUGAGUGUGCAGCAAACUCGCCGGAGCAAGGUCCAGCCCAAGAAAGCACAGGAUGCUCCACCAGAUGCUGGAGAGGUGUCCUGGCCGAGGGUCACCUUUAUUUUGGAGCUUCUACAGCACAAGAAGAAGCUAAAGAGGGCUCAGAUGUUGGUGCCAGCUCUUUUUAGUCUUCUCUCCAGAUGUUUGGAGGUGUCGACUGAGCAAGAAAAUAUGGAGUACACCAAACAGCUUCUCCUCAAUGUUCUCCUCAAUGUCUGCCAGAAGCUCUCUCCACAGGGUGGACCAAUCAGCAAGGACAUCUUGGAUGAAGAUAAGUUUAGCGUAGAGCUUGUUGUUCAGUGUGUGAGGACGUCGAACACGCCUCAAACGCACCACCAUGCGCUGCUGCUGCUGGGAACUGCAGCCGGCAUCUUCCCAGAGAAAGUUCUGCACAACAUCAUGCCAAUAUUUACUUUUAUGGGGGCCAACAUUAUGCGCCUUGAUGACAUCUACAGCUUCCAGAUCAUCAACAGGACAGUGCAGAUGGUCAUCCCGGCUCUGAUUAAUGCUCAUGGCGGAGGGAGUGCUCAGCCAGAGGGGCAAAUGCAAGUCGUGGUGACGCGUAUCAUCCACGUUUUUGUUGACGCUCUCCCACACGUUCCUGAGCACAGACGUGUGCCCAUUCUCAAGCAGCUACUGGGCACACUGGGGCCUGCACAUUUCCUCUGGGUCUUAAUGCUGCUCCUGUUCAAACAACAUGCCACCAGUGGUGCUACCAGCAGCACAGGACCUGAGAAGGAAACAGCACUGGAGCACGAUCAAGAGUUCUGGGGAUUGCUGUGUUGCGAGUUUACAGUUCAUGAGCAGCUUACAACCCUUAAUAAAAUUCUACACUUCCUUAUGACCCUCCCAAAAGAAAAAGAGGACGUCCCGGAGCAGAGACGGACAAUACGAACAAUACACAAAAACCCUGAGGAAAAUGCUGUAGAUUUGGUUUUUAACGUAGAAGCCCAUAGUGGAAAAGAGCUCCGGCAUUUUAAGUUCCUGUCUGUGUCCUUCAUGAGCCAGCUUCUAGCCUCCAGCAGCUUUGUUGGAAAGGUGGCUGAUUGUGAGGAUUUAACCGACAGCUCUCUGCAGGAGCUUCAGCAAAGCCUGUUGGAGAAAAAUCUGCAGUACAUCCACACUGUGGCUCAGUGUGUUGAGGAGAACUCGGACAAACCCACAGCCAAGUUUUGGAGAGCACUGCUUAACAAGUCCUACGACGUUUUGGAUAAGGUGAACGCCCUCCUCCCUACCGACACUUUCAUCAUGGUGGUGCGGGGCCUGAUGGGUAAUCAGCUGCCGUCAGUGAGGAGAAAAGCAAUGGAGCUGCUGAACAACAGAUUACAGCAGAGGACUCAGUUGGAGGAGAAGCAGGUGGAUGUGCUGCUGAAACUGAUUGAUGACCUCUUGAGCAUCGUGGGACGGGGUUGUGGCCAGACUGAAGGACAAGAAGAAGAAGAGCAAGCCAUUAACCGGCAGACAGCCCUGUAUAGCCUAAAGCUGCUGUGCCGCAGCUUCGGGAGCCAACACCAGACGAAGUUCUUACCCGUCUUGAGUCGGACGGUGGAGUUGGUGGAAAACACCAAGGAAGAAAGAAAUGUUUUGAGCAGCGCUUUGCUCUGUGUGGCCGAGGUCACUAGCACGCUGAAGGCCCUCGCCAUCACCCAAGUUCACAGGUUAAUGCCAGCGAUUCUACAGGCCCUGAAGAAGCGUAAGGAUCUUCUGUCUACAGAGGUGUAUCUGUUAAGUGCAGUUACAGCCUUACAGAAAACAGCUGAAACUCUCCCUCAUUUCAUCAGCCCUUACCUGGAGGACACUGUAUCGCAGGUAGCACAUCUCACAGGGGUUGCUGAGCGUCUCUCCACCUGCCCUCAACUGACUGUUAGACUCUUCCUGAGUUCCACACUCGCAACCAAGGUGCCCCCAAGGGUUCUUCUGCCCACACUGGCACGGUGCUAUAACAGCAUGGUGGACUCUCAGCAGCACCAUCUUCAUCCUCUGAUGAACAUCCUGAAAGAGCACAUUGGACAUAUGGAAAAGGAUGAGCUCAACUCCCACCAUUCAGAACUUACCUCCUUCUUCUUGUCAGCAUUGGACUUCCGUACUAAACACCAUCAGGGAGAUCUGGAAAAGACGUCUGAAAUCGAGGGCUGUGUCAUAGACUGUCUUCUUGUGAUGGUAAUGAAGCUUUCUGAGGUCACAUUUAGACCACUAUUUUUCAAGCUUUUUGACUGGAGUAAAACAGAAGGAGCACCUAAGGACCGAAUGUUGACCUUCUGCAGGCUAGUUGAUUGUAUUGCAGACAGACUGAAGGGCUUGUUUGUACUGUUUGCUGGCCAGCUGGUGAAACUAUUUUCAGACCUUCUUCGCCAACUCCAUACUGCCCACACUGACAAGGCCUUCUUUGAAGAUGAAGAUGAUGCUUUGCAGAAGAGCAGUCUUUUGCUGCAAUAUACACUGGACUGCCUCCAUAAGAUCUUUCUGUAUGACACACAACGAUUCAUCAGCAAAGAAAGAGCAGAUACCCUCCUGGUCCCUCUGGUAGAUCAGUUGGAGAACAUGUUGGGCGGAGAGCAGGUCUACCAGACCCGAGUCAUUCAGCACUUGGUUCCGUGUGUAGCCCAGUUCUCUGUUGCCAUGGGUGAUGACUCUCAGUGGAAAGUUCUCAACUACCAGAUCCUGCUGAAAACACGGCAUAACAGUCCCAAGGUGCGCUUCUCGGCACUGCUGACGUUGGUUGAGUUGGCAAGCAAACUGAAGGAGAACUACAUGGUGCUUCUACCAGAGAGCAUCCCGUUCCUGGCUGAGCUAAUGGAAGAUGAAUGCGAGGAGGUGGAACACCAGGUGCAAAAGACUAUUCAGGAGUUGGAGACGAUCCUGGGAGAAUCCUUGCAGAGCUACUUUUAAUACUCAUAUCUGACCGCACAAAAGAGACCACUUUGAAUUAUAACUUGAGCUUCAGUGGCCUCUGUGUACACCUUAUACAACAAAUGAUCUUUUGUGCACUUCUGGUAAAAAAAAAUAAAUAAAUAAAAAUAAUGUGACAUCUGAA
This is a messenger RNA of Silurus meridionalis, 6730 nucleotides long. It is a transcript of the gene heatr1, whose product is annotated as HEAT repeat containing 1. Gene Ontology annotation, biological process: positive regulation of transcription by RNA polymerase I; maturation of SSU-rRNA from tricistronic rRNA transcript (SSU-rRNA, 5.8S rRNA, LSU-rRNA). NCBI's taxonomy places the organism in Eukaryota, Metazoa, Chordata, Actinopteri, Siluriformes, Siluridae. The record is from RefSeq and is a predicted model, not a curated record. Gene Ontology annotation, cellular component: 90S preribosome; t-UTP complex; small-subunit processome. Gene Ontology annotation, molecular function: snoRNA binding.